Molecule: messenger RNA, 3732 nt
Organism: Mus musculus (house mouse)
Lineage: Eukaryota; Metazoa; Chordata; Mammalia; Rodentia; Muridae
Gene: Oxgr1
Product: oxoglutarate (alpha-ketoglutarate) receptor 1
Exons: 4
Coding region: 524-1537 (337 amino acids)
Biological process (GO): G protein-coupled adenosine receptor signaling pathway; positive regulation of vascular associated smooth muscle contraction; G protein-coupled receptor signaling pathway
Cellular component (GO): membrane; plasma membrane
Molecular function (GO): G protein-coupled receptor activity
Source: RefSeq, marked validated
AGACUAACCUGGAGUCCACGGCUCCGGGAAACGGUCUUUAGGAGGCCUUGGACAUACGGGGAAGUCCCGUUUCUUUAAGCACGUGAUUCUUCAGAGCUCACAAGAGUUGGUCAGGAGGAGAGGAGCAGCAACUUGAAAAGCCAGAAUUCUGCCAAGAGUUCGGGGAACAGAGGACACCAAGAUGCCCUUGCUCUCUAAUUAGAGAGGUUGGAGCCUAUUGAUCAUCAUGGAGAUAAGCCUGUGACCUACUUCAAAGGAGCAAUUUCAGCACAUGGCAGGUGACACCUGGGCUUCUACGGGGCUGUGACUUGAGCCCAGCAGCAGAGUUUCUGAGGCUGGUGGAGGAAGUCCCACGGUCCAGGUAUUCACCUGCCUAGUCCCCAGGCAGAUCUCCACAAAGAAGAGACAGCUCUGCACGUGACAUUGGAGCAACACCAGAAAUGCUUAGGCUGGUUCACUUUCGCUGGACUCACAUGGCCAAGCCAAACUCUUCCCUUUCCUUGCAAGAUGAAAGAAAGGAGCCAUGAUUGAGCCACUGGACAGUCCAGCCAGUGAUUCGGAUUUCCUGGAUUACCCAAGUGCUCUGGGAAACUGCACCGACGAGCAAAUCUCAUUCAAGAUGCAGUACCUUCCCGUCAUCUAUAGCAUCAUCUUCCUCGUGGGCUUCCCGGGGAACACAGUGGCCAUCUCCAUCUACAUUUUCAAGAUGCGGCCGUGGAGGGGCAGUACAGUCAUCAUGCUGAACCUGGCCUUGACGGACUUGCUGUAUCUGACCAGCCUCCCGUUCCUCAUCCAUUACUAUGCCAGUGGUGAAAACUGGAUCUUUGGAGAUUUCAUGUGCAAGUUCAUCCGCUUCGGCUUCCACUUCAACCUCUACAGCAGCAUUCUCUUCCUCACCUGCUUCAGUCUCUUCCGUUACGUUGUGAUCAUUCACCCGAUGAGCUGCUUUUCUAUUCAGAAAACUCGCUGGGCAGUGGUAGCUUGUGCCGGGGUGUGGGUCAUUUCUUUGGUAGCUGUCAUGCCCAUGACUUUCCUGAUCACAUCAACCACCCGGACCAAUAGGUCUGCUUGCCUUGACCUCACCAGUUCAGAUGACCUCACUACUAUCAAGUGGUACAAUCUCAUUUUGACAGCCACCACUUUCUGCCUGCCAUUGGUGAUAGUGACACUUUGCUACACGACAAUUAUCAGUACCCUGACUCACGGGCCUCGGACCCACAGCUGCUUUAAGCAGAAGGCUCGGAGACUGACUAUUCUGCUCCUCCUUGUUUUCUAUAUAUGUUUCUUACCCUUCCACAUCUUGAGGGUCAUUCGGAUCGAAUCUCGCCUGCUUUCAAUCAGCUGCUCCAUCGAGAGUCACAUCCACGAAGCUUACAUUGUUUCUAGACCAUUAGCUGCUCUCAACACCUUUGGCAACCUGCUGUUAUAUGUUGUGGUCAGCAAUAACUUCCAGCAGGCAUUCUGCUCUAUAGUGAGAUGCAAAGCCAGUGGGGACCUUGAACAAGGAAAGAAAGACAGUUGCUCAAACAACCCUUGAGUAAUGCCAUUUUCGUCAAGGCCAGAGAGAUGGCUCAGUGGUAAAGCUCUUGACAUGCAAAUGUGAGGGUCUGAGAUAGACUCUUCAGAGCCCACAUAAAUUGUGUGUGGUAGCAACUAUCUACAAUCCCAGUGCCUCUGUGGUGAGAUAGAUAUGGAGAUAGAAUCCUUAAAGGCUCGAAGGCUAACUGGCCAGCUCUACACAGUGACUAGCCUCAAAGAGACCUUCUUUCCAAGGAGAUAAAAGGGAAGGACCAAUGCUUAAGGCUGUCCUUUGAGCUCUACAUGUUCACUGUGACAUGUAUCAGACCUUGACAUAAACAGCCACGCAUCAUUCACACAUACAUACUUAUCAAAUAUCAGUCUUUCCAUCAAUCAAUCAAUCAAUCAAUCAAUCAAUUAACACGCCCUGAUAAUUUGUAUAUAACUUCCAAGAAAUCCUGAAUACCCUCUCAGUGGAGCCCACAGUAACUACUGAGUAUUCAGGUCAUUAUGAACCAAAGCCAUGGGUAAGGGCCCUUAUGAGAUCUUUGCAAUAUGUUUGUUGAUAUCUUUGGGUAGAGAAUGGGCUACACGAGUAUCAAUAAAGUAUAUAGAAAGAUUAGAAACCAUGGAACUCAGAGUAUUUCUGUUGCCACCAACUAAUUGCCUCCACACAGAAACUAGUGCUCGUACACUAAACCCCGGACCUCCUACAGCUUUAAUGCCAAGAUGGGAAGGCUCAAACAAACCAGAACCAAGCAAAAGCCAAGACACAGAAAUAUGUGGCUGAGGCAGAUCUACCGCUUUCUGCCACCAGGAAGUGAAUAUUUAGUGAGGAUAACUCCCUGGAACUCAGAUGCAUGGAAUCUGCGAAGAUCAAAGCAAAGUAUUCCAACCUGGUUCCUGUGAUCAUGGAAAAAGUCUCUGGCUCUCAGAUUGUUGACACUGAGAAAAGGAAGUACUUGGUCCCAUCUGACAUCACCUUGGCUCAGUUCCUGCGAUGAUCAGGAAAAGCAUCCAGCUGUCCUCCGAGAAGGCCACCUUCCUGAUUGUGGACAGGACAGUCCCACAGUCCAGCCUAACUAUGAGAUAGCUUUACAAGAAGGAAAAAGAGGAAGAUGGAUUCUUGUAUGUGGCCUACAUCGGAGAGAACACUUUUGGCUUCUGAGGCCCUUGCUGGGCUAGGCUCACCCUUCCUGCUUGUGUAUCUUGUAAAUAACUGGCUGUUCUCAGUUACUCCGCCAGAGCCUUCACACAGACCUGCUAGUGCAUUUGUAACUGGAUUUAUUUCUUACUAUAUGGGAAGGUUUUGUUUCCUUAGAUUAGUAAAUUAUCAUACAGGGGAAAAAAGAGUGUUCUUUCAUGCCUAGUUUCCUGUGCUUUCAGACUUUGGGGCUUGUGUUCACUGGAAUCCUAGAUUAUCCAAAGGCAUCUUGUGCUUUCUUAAUGUUUUUACAACUCAUUAUCUUUACAAGUUUUUCUUCCUUUAUUGGUCUGAGUUUUCCUUUCAGCUCUGGCUAGCUCUUUAGACUGAAGGAAUACAUUAGUUCUUUAGUCAGAAGAAAGACUGUGGAAAUGGCCCAGUCAGCAAAAUGCCUGCUAUACAAGCAUGAAGGCUUGGGUCUGGUCCUUAGAACUCACACACAAAAGCCUGAUGCAAAGACAUGCACUUGGAACCCCAGCUCUGGGCUGGCAGGAGCAGGCAGGUCCCUGGAGGGUGAGGGCCAGCCAGCCUAGACUACUUAGUGAGCUCUAACACAAAUAGAAACCCUGACUCCAAAACUGACGAACCACAGCAAGGUGGCCCUCUGGCCUGAGUUUUCAGCGUUGUAGGCCACCUUAACAAUUGCUUAAUUUAUAAAUCAUAUUAAGUUUUAUUGGUAAUUGUCAACAUUUCCUGGGGAAGGAAAUUGGUGAAAUAGAGCUACUCGUUAGUAUCAUAUAUACAUUAGGCGCUAAGUCAAAUCUAACAUUGUUUUGAUUUUCAUGGGAUAGAUCUCCAGGAAACACUUAUUCUCUUUAGGUAUUGUAAUCCUUUAGUACUAUAAUAAAAAAUAAUAACUGUAGAAAUUGCUAAAGUUAUUCUUGGGCUAUGUUGUGCUUAAUUAGUAGUAAAUAUAAGUCAGUUGAUAUAAAUAUUUGAGGAAAUGCAUGGUCUAGAUCUUUUAAACCUUAAAGAAUGUGUUGAUAUGACUAAUAAACUUACAUACAAUU